AUAAAAAUGAUUUUGAGUUUAAAGAACCAUAACAAUAAUGUAAAAUAAAAACUUUGAAAUCUUACUAUUAUACAUGAUCGUUGAUCCAAGAUUACUCUAAUUGGAGCUGGUCGUUAUAAAAAGAAAAAUUAUAGGGCUACUUUAUUAAGCCAAGUGUUUCAGCUAUUCUAUUGAGAAAUUUAAUGAACGGAACUAUCUUAUAUAUAUUUAAGAACUUUUCUACUUACAUAUGAAUGCGCGUCAUGCAGAUCAGAAGUAAAUUUAGAUAAUGGAUUGUGAGUUGCUUGUAAUAGAUAUAAAUUGUCGAAGAAGGUGGUGCUGCAUUGGUCAUCGACAAUGGGUCCGGUAUGUGUAAGGCUGGAUUUGCUGGUGACGACGCUCCAAGAACCGUCUUUCCAUCAAUUGUUGGUAGACCAAGACAUACGGGUGUGAUGGUCGGUAUGGGACAGAAAGACAGCUAUGUCGGUGACGAAGCCCAGAGCAAGAGAGAUAUUUUAACAUUGAAAUACCCGAUCGAACACGGUAUUGUCACUUAUUGGGACGAUAUGGAGAAAAUUUGGCACCACACUUUCUACAAUGAACUCCUUGUUGCCCCAGAAGAACAUCCUGUACUUCUAAGCGAGGCUCCGAUCGGCCCGAAGGCCAGCAGAGAAAAAAUGGCCCAAAUUAUGUUUGAAACCUUUAACACACUUGCAAUGUACGUCGCCCUUCAGGCUGUUCUCUCAUUGUUCGCAUCCGGUCGAACAACUGGCAUUGUGAUGGACUCUGGUGAUGGUGUUUCACACAGCAUCCCUAUCUAUGAAGGUUACGCCCUCCCCCACGCCAUUAUGCGAUUAGAUCUUGCUGGUAGAGAUCUCACUGACUAUCUUAUGAAGAUCCUUACAGAGCGUGGUUAUUCUUUCACAACCACUGCUGAAAGAGAAACUGUAAAAGACAUAAAAGAAAAAUUGUGCUAUGUUGCUCUAGACUUUGAACAAGAAAUGCUCAUCGCUGCUUCGUCCAGUUCACUGGAGAAAAGCUACGAACUCCCUGACGGUCAGGUCAUCACCAUUGGCGAAGAACGAUUCCGUUGCCCAGAGGCCAUGUUUCAGCCAUCUUUCCUUAGUAUGGAAUACGCAGGUCUCCAUGAAACAACUUACAAGAGUAUCAUGAAAUGUGACGUCGACAUUCGUAAAGAUAUGUACGCAAACACCGUGUUGUCCGGCGGUUCCACAAUGUACCCAGGUAUUGCUGAUCGUAUGCAGAAGGAAAUCACAGCCCUUGCUCCAUCAACCAUGAAAAUCAAGAUCAUUGCUCCACCAGAGAGGAAAUACUCUGUAUGGAUUUGUGGUUCUAUCCUGGCUUCACAGCCAACCUUUCAACAGAUGUGGAUCAGUAAACAAGAAUAUGACGAAUCUGGACCCUCCUUUGUACACAGAAAAUGUUUCUAGAUCCACAAUUAUUGACAUAAUCGCAAUGUUAAUGUACUCAUUAUAUAUGCCGUCUGAAUUUAUCUGUAGCUAAUCUUGAGAUUUUUUUACUGGAAACAACAAAAAUUCAUUGUUUCUAACGUAGGAUGACAUUCGUUUAUUUCAACAGUAAAAACUGUAAACCAUGAAGUAGAUCUGGUAGGAUAUUUCCCAAUUCUUCAUCUAUGAUAACUGUCUACAGUAGGUGAUUCCCAUGUCUUUUAUAUUAGACCAUAGAGGUUUGAAACUAGGCCAGGAUGUACAGUACUUCAGAUAGAAAUUGGCAUGAAAAUAUCGAUUUUGUGCAAUAAAUACAUGUGUUCCAUAUCACAG
This is a messenger RNA of Mercenaria mercenaria, 1781 nucleotides long. Its product is annotated as actin, cytoplasmic 1-like. Lineage: Eukaryota; Metazoa; Mollusca; Bivalvia; Venerida; Veneridae. The record is from RefSeq and is a predicted model, not a curated record. The transcript is spliced from 2 exons. Bases 348 to 1430 code for a protein of 360 amino acids.